AUGUGUGUUCGAAGAAAACCGAUGAACGACAGUAUUCGUAAUGGCAUGACAAUGGUGAAGCACAGAAUUCGCAAUGUUACGAUAAUGCAACAAUUCCAUGUACUCUCACAUGAUUUAGAUUCCUGUUUACAUUCUUGUCAUUUAAUCACUUGCAGAGAACCAACUUGUACCACAUCUGGUUAUAAAUACGACCCAUCAGCUGGAUGUUUCCGUGUUGUUAAGAGAAUUAUUUCUACAGCCGAUGCCAAACAAGAGUGUAUUAGAGAUGGUGGCAGUCUAUUGUUGGUUAAUUCUGAAGAAGAGGGAGAUGUCCUAACAAAAGAAUUGCAGGCUCAGAACUUGGUUGGUGCCUUAGUUCAAGGCUCUAGGAGCAACGCUGCUGAUCCCUGGAAGGAUGAUAACGGUAAUCUCCUACCUUAUACCGGAAGUGGCAUCAUAAGCAACAACGUGAAUGCAAAUACAGUGAUGGGUUACGUGCAAGGAAACAGAUUUGUAGCAACUGACCCUAAUUCGGACGUAAUUGGAUUUAUAUGUGAAACCCCUGUUACCUACAUAUAAUAUUUGUCAAAAGGUUUUGAGAUUUAUAGAUAACCA
Molecule: messenger RNA, 594 nt
Organism: Saccostrea echinata
Lineage: Eukaryota; Metazoa; Mollusca; Bivalvia; Ostreida; Ostreidae
Exons: 2
Coding region: 1-558 (185 amino acids)
Source: RefSeq, a predicted model, not a curated record